Mercenaria mercenaria is the source of this 2326-nucleotide messenger RNA. RefSeq lists its product as uncharacterized. NCBI's taxonomy places the organism in Eukaryota, Metazoa, Mollusca, Bivalvia, Venerida, Veneridae. The coding region runs from base 929 to 1660 and encodes 243 amino acids. The record is from RefSeq and is a predicted model, not a curated record. The transcript has 2 exons.
GACUAUAGUAUAGGAAAAUACUACAUCGUAAUGUAAAACAGCAUCAAGUACAUGCUAGAGGUAAUUGCAUAUCAAUAAAUCAAAACGAAACAGUGAAUGCUAGAUAGGGCACCAACGUGGAGCAGACAUAUUAGAAAACGUUAGAGAAAAGUCAAGGAACAGCUCGGAGUAUGGAUUAAUCAAGAACGAAUAGCUAAACAUCAAAUUUAUAUCAACCGACAGACAGUUGGUGUGAAUACUAGCUGCUGUCAUUUAUAUGGCUGUAAUAAUGUGGUGUUUCUCUUAAAUUAAAAGGGAUUAUACAGAGUAUACUGGAUUUUUUAACUUCCCAUUUAAUAUAAAACUGAAGUACAGAAUGGAUUUCUAUGAACUAGAGGUUGCGUCUGAAGCGAAAUAGAAUAGAAAGUGAUUAUAAACACUCGGAAGUACAAGCAAUAUGAUAUAAUGAAUAUAAUAUUGGAGCUUGUCUAGCAAUAUUUCAUACAACGAAAUAUUCCGUAAUUGGUAAAUGUUUCAGACGGCUGACGAAGCUAAAAAACAGCAAGCGCCUAAUAUGGAAUGACUUAAUUAAUUGAAUCCGCUAAGUUGUAAAUUGUCAUGAUACGAAAAAAAAGUAUUAUAUAAUAGAACACCGGUUGCGGUAUAAACGCUAUAAGCAAGGACUUGCGACAUAAAAAGGAUACACUCAUUACUUCUCAUGAAAUAUCUAUAAGAUAAAAUGUCACGUAGUUUUCAUUUAUUUAGGGAAACCUAAUUUUGUGAUGCCUUUGUAUUUGAAGGAUCUAAUUGAUAAUUGUAAUUCAGGAGGUAAAAAAAAGUGUUCAUCCGUAAUCACAAGAUUAUACAAGUUUACUUCAAUAAGAAGAAGAAUUUAGAAUGUAAAGUUAUAUAUUUAAGUGAACGCGUUACUAGGAGAUUAAGUGCUAAAAUGCCAGCUCUUGAUGGAUUAGCCGGAAUUGUAUUCGGUGCAAUUUUCGGAUCAGUAUUUGUGAUCACGUGUAUAAUUUCUGCAAUUAAAGCAGUCAGGGACAGAUCAUGUAUAAAGAAACGUAAUGCCAUUUGGAAAAGACAUCAACUCGAAAACGGAUAUGUACAUGGGAAAAAAGACUGUGUUGUUGAAGAAAUUUCGCCAGCAAUUUCGUGUUCUUCUCAGGAAAAUAAAAGUUCAUGUAAUGAUAAAUUGAGUAAUGGAACGCCUUGUAACGAUGGUAUUAAAGAGCGGCUUGAUCUGUCAGUGUAUUCUAUCAACACAGGAGUUGAAAACCUGACUUUUCAACACAGUGCCACUAACAUUAAUUGCACAGAGAAGAAUAAUUGCUUACCGCAACAAAAAUCAAAAGCAGUUACUGAAAGUGUGCCUUUCUGUCAAAAUAUGAUACCCAAGCGUGCUAAAUCACACGACGCAAAUUAUCGCCGGAAAAGAAAUCUCGACCAUCUCUCGUCAGACUGUCUUGCUAUACAGAAAAGUAUGCGCAGACAUUCAUAUGAAAUAGCUGUCUGUGAAAAUUCAUGGUUGUCAAAAGAGCCCCCUUACUUUGCGCCAUCGAAAACGAUACAAAACGCAUUUAGUUAUGGCGUUAAUGUGAGAAAUGACGCAAAGUCGCACCAAAUGGCUUUUGAGAAUAUGGCAUUUGAAAAAAACGAUCAUAAAAAGACCUAACAGACGUAAUAUAGAUAUCUCAUUUCCAGGUAAUCAGUAUACCCAUAGAAAUCCUAGAUUUUUAAAAACGUGUCUAUUUGCAUGCACCAGGGUAAUGACAGAAUUAUUUUACAGACAUUGAUUAUGAAUGGAUAAAGAUUUGAUGCAAUUCUCGUGCGUCGCACUUACAUUGAUUAUGAAAGGAUGAAGAUUUGAUGCAAUUCCCGUGCUUAAUAAUUUGUCCAAUCAUUGCUAAAAUACACAAGAUAUAUCUUUGCACUAUUGAAGAAGUAGAAGUUUUAAAAACAAUUCGCAGUUGUGCGCUUAAUCAAUGUGUUAUUAAUCAGAAUAGAGUCAUACUUCGAAAUGGCAAGUAAGAUGGGGGAGGGGGCGUCUUUUUAAUGCUGGUUUACAUGAAAAGCAAAUGCUAUAUAUAUGAAAAGCCGUUUGUUCAGUUCGUGCUAUCUGCAGAUUGACAACGAAUUGCUUUUUACACCUGUCGUCAUUCAUGUGAUCCUAAGAUGUCUUCAAUUUGAAAAAUCUUAAAAUGAACGCACUGUGAAACAUACAUUUUGUUGGUAUAAUUUGUUGAUAUAAUUUCAUUUUGCCAAAUUGGUGUAAAAAAGAAACAUGUAAUGACAGAAUUUUGACGUCAAGAUGUCAAAAUAUAUGUUGUAAUGACACGAA